Pyrenophora tritici-repentis Pt-1C-BFP is the source of this 1983-nucleotide messenger RNA. RefSeq lists its product as uncharacterized. The record is from RefSeq and is a predicted model, not a curated record. NCBI's taxonomy places the organism in Eukaryota, Fungi, Ascomycota, Dothideomycetes, Pleosporales, Pleosporaceae.
ACUUUCAAAUUCAGCAUCCUAUCUACUAUCUUUUUCUUCGUUGUAUAAUAUCGACUAGCUACGAUUAUGGCAAAUAGCUUCGCACAAACUCUCGCCGGUGGUACUCAAGAUCUUGCUGCUCUCGCCGGUCUGUUCUGCACAGAUGGAGUCGAACGGAACGCUUUGUCUGUCCAAUCCGGUUACUUUGGCAUCGCGGCGUCCUCUCUGUCACUCCUAGGCAUAUUAGGCCUUGUUAGAAGUGCCAUUAAGGUUGCUCUCGGUCUUCGCCGGUGCUCAAACGCUGGCUUCAACCUCGACUCUCUCCGGGGUCUUUACGGUUACCUGCUCGAAGAAAGUGAAGAGCAGAAGAACAGGAUUGAAUGUGAUUAUACAGAAGUCGCUUUUGGUAAGACUAAGAGUGUAAAGAAUGGAAAGGUAGCCAUAGACACGCAUAUUGGCAACGACAAGUACGACCACGUGGUUAUUCGCAGAAAGAAGCGAUUUUUCGAUCCCCAACUGACCCCAAUCGUGAAUGUUGGGAGUGACUGGCCAGAGAAGCUUUAUUCCAAGACGGUGGUCAAUCUUGGCAAUCUUCAACGCGAGAAAAGUGUAUCACAAAGUCCCAUCCUCAUCGGCCUCCUCUUAUUUCUCUGUCCCGGUAUGACUGCAUGGCUUUUGUUAGUUGUCAGUACGACCUGGAACGGAGUUCUUCUUUUCGCAACACUUGGUCUUCAUAUCUCGCUACCACUGCUGAUAUCUGUCCCUAUAUGGCAUGGGCGCAAUAUGAGUCAACCUGGUGCUCAUAUGAGCGUCAAUGCGUGGAAUAUUCUCACAGGUGGUAAAUACGAAUCUCAACCGGAAGAGAAAAAAAGACUCAACAAGCUGAGCUUCCUACACGCGCGUGUAGCCGACGGCGAUGUAUUACACAUCUCAGGCGACCGUAAACUUCUCGAUUCGGAGAGAAUGCAGGGUCUAGUCCUUUUACCUGCCAUUGUUUGUGCAAUCGCCUAUGUAUGUCAAUAUGCCGUUCUGACAAAAGCUUCCAAUCGUCAGAGCUUGAUAUGGGUCGGCUGCCAGGCUGUUCUUGCACUCGUACGCUUACUUUUCUGGAUACUUGAUCCACAGUUUGACAACCCCGAAGGAAUGCAAACCGAAUAUGCAAUUUUCAACAACACCCAAUUUCAACAAUUCACGUUGAUGGAAAUGGCUUGUGCUUGUUCUGAAAGCCCUAGCGGAACAAUAAUUCCGCGCUGGGCAUGGGAGUAUCUGCUGGAGACUGAUAUUACCAGGCUCCUUGAGGCAGCAAUACCUGAUGACCCGCCUCUGUCUCCGGAAAAAGGACUCAAAUUUUUAAUCUUGUUGGAUAUAGACUUCGACCGUAUCGUCCGACGACGUCGUGGCCGGCUUGAACCAGAAAAUAUCUAUGGUAACUUUUGGAGGCUGGGAUUGGAGAUGCUUGAAGACCAAACGAUUCGACCCUUUAUUCUUAUCGAGUUGCUCCUCAAAGCCAGCACCCAAAACGGUCCGUCAAUCCUGAAUCCCUGUAACCUCCAUGUCUUCAACCAGCAAGGAGACCGCAUACAUCUUCAACCCAUCGGGGGAAAGUGUCCAGAUAACUGCUCCUUCCUCAUCGGCCCCAACGCCGAGAAUAAAUCAUCGGCUCUUGAGGACAAGGAUAGCUGGAGAUACCUUCUGGACAGAAGUAGAAAAGUGCGCAAUCUUUUCAAAGACCACUUUUUCGAUAAGAUUCCUUGGCAAUCGGUUAACACAUGGGGUGAUGCUCUCUGGACUGUUGCUACGCCUGGCAUUACGGAUAGAAGGGACAACGUACACCCUGCACAUGCAACGACUACACGGACGUGGGGAAAUGGAAACAACGGGAAUAUGACUGGGGCUAUUGAGUUUGUUCAAGAAUACAUUAAAGACGGUGUGCAGAGUGCGAGCGUGAAGAAGAGGGGGAAUGGUCGCGGUGGGAAUAAGACAGAGGUCAUUGAGAAUGUUUGA